UGGGCGUGUUGUUUGAGCACACUCAGACGGCCAUGUUUAGUCCGGGCCGAGACCAAGGAAAGAAUUUGCCAUUUCCCACGCCAGUCAAAGCGCUGCGCCUUUUGACAGCAGCCACGACACUUUUUUUGAGUUUUACGCUAUUCAGCAGCACUUUCCAGCCAAGCACAGACUUCCGGGCCAAAAUCCAUCUUCAACUGCGAAAUGCCCGACUCCGUCGACCCUUCUUGGAGUCGUGGCUUCUUUGAGUAGCGCUUCUCCGCCUGGUGUGCUUUUUGUUCUGUCCGUCUCUUCGGCGCUGCGCAAAGCGACCCAUUCACGAUGCAAAAGAGACCUAGUUCACAGAAACGAUAUUUUUUUUAUCAUAUUCCCGCUGACGUCAUAUACCAUCAACAUGCUGGCUUCAAGACGCUGUUACAUUGUCUCGGAUGCUGUGCCACUGAUGUCUUGGAGUUGGUACGCUAGCCAAUAGUUAUCCCGCAUCUCGCGUUUGCUCGCGGUCGGCUCGCCUCUCGGAGAUAUUCCACGUUGAAACUAGUUCUUGUUACCCGGUUGCAUUCCAAGAUCGGUACUCAUAGUUUCUAGCGUAGGUAAUUGGGCAAAUCAACUGGUAACAGUACUGGGGUGGCCUCAUCCUCGUUGUCUCAGGGUGUCCGGGCUGGUGAUACCGAACAGAGAGAAGCGUGCAACCUGCAUGGUAGCCGGGCGGUUAAAAACCAAAUAACGGAAGAUAUCUGCCUGGUUCAUGGGGCAUUGAAACUCCCUGGAGGCCUAGGUUUGAUGGGUGUGAAUGGAAAAUAAGGGGCGAAGAAAGGGUUGAUUGGUUCCAAACCCGAGCACUGUAAACCGCAACGAUGCAAGACCAGCGACAUGAAUUAUAUUUCCGACAUUCAUUGAUACAGCCACAGAUUGAUGUUACGUCGAUGUGGUCCAUGCCAUGAUUGGCCAUAUUAAUGAGACGCAAACUGGAAUGGCCGGCCUAGGCAGACCCAACCCGGACGGUCAACUAUUCAAAUGGCCCCCAUGGCUAGGCGGCAGUUGACUUGCCCCUAUCUCGAAACUCUGACCCUUUUGAGGUGGGCUAGACCCCUCUGUUAUUAUGAAAAAAUUGAAACCCACCACACUUUGUUGUCUUACCUUCAUUUGCAUCUACUUGCGGUCUCCUGUUGCUUGUUCUUUCACUUUUGCCGUUUGAUAACAUGUUUCCCGCUCGUUUGGCUUCUUUAUUUGGGUUCGUUUUGAUAGCCAUCCCAGCGGCAGUUCAAGGAGUACGACUUGAUGUACCUCGAGUUGAAGAUUUCGUCAGGAGAUGGAACGUCGCCGCCACAGUGAUUGGUGAUUACGUCUACAUCGACGGGGGUGAGAUCAAUCAGUUCGAGAACGGGACAAUAGACGAGGCUCCAGUUUACCAAGUGAACUCAACACUGUCCAUUGACAUCUCCACCUCUUGGACUACAAGCGACGUCUCUAUCCGGACGAUAGGAAAGCCCAACGCUCCUAGAAACGCGCCGAUGAUAUGGACAGACAAGGAAGGAACGGGUGGAUUCUACUCUUGGGGUGGUGUUUUCUCAUUGGGAAGAUCUGUGACCGGGUCCGAGAUGUGGAAGUUCAGCGCAGAUGGCAGAGGGGGAGGGAGCUGGUCACUUUUCCAGGAUUUUGCAAAUCCGGAGGCCUUUAAAAUUUUGUUAUCACCAGAGAGGGGAGCUUAUGCUAACACGGACGACAAAGGCUUUCUAAUUGGAGGUUCCGUUUGGGGGUGGACACAACUGGGUUUCACAGACACUCAGGCCAUCCCAGGCAUGGUCUCAUUUGACAUGCGAACUAAGGAGAUCAGCAAUGGCACAGCCAACGAUGCGGGCUCCAACAGAAGCCCAUUCGAGACACUCAUUGGGGCGAGGGCUCACUUCAUCCCGGCUAACACUGGCACGAAAAGCCACCAAGGGUUGAUACUGGUCUUGGGGGGCCACAGGUCUUAUGUCGACCGACAGGUCAGCCUCGAAGACUCGCCUGGCUUCGAUUUUAGGAACUUGUCAUUCUUCGACCCGGAAACAGGAGAAAGAUAUUGGCAAAUUGCCACAGGAGAUAUACCGCCUUAUCCCCGGGCUCACUUUUGCGUCACCGGCUUCGCUGUUGCAGGUGUUGGUUAUGAUGUCUUUAUAUUUGGAGGACGGAACGAAGCGCAGCAGAGCCACUACGAUGAUGCCUACAUUCUCAGCCUGCCAGGCUUCGUGUGGACCCUGUUUCCAACUCCUCCGGCAGGGCCGCGAUUCUUCCAGUCGGUCUUUACAAUAAUAUUCACCAUGAAUCCGCACUGA
Podospora pseudocomata is the source of this 2312-nucleotide messenger RNA. RefSeq lists its product as uncharacterized. NCBI's taxonomy places the organism in Eukaryota, Fungi, Ascomycota, Sordariomycetes, Sordariales, Podosporaceae. The transcript has 4 exons. The record is from RefSeq and is a predicted model, not a curated record. Gene Ontology annotation, molecular function: protein binding. The coding region runs from base 1197 to 2312 and encodes 371 amino acids.